Messenger RNA from Carassius carassius (crucian carp), 1979 nucleotides. Its product is annotated as tumor necrosis factor receptor superfamily member 11A-like. The coding region runs from base 205 to 1956 and encodes 583 amino acids. The transcript is spliced from 10 exons. Gene Ontology annotation, biological process: response to interleukin-1; lymph node development; multinuclear osteoclast differentiation. Gene Ontology annotation, cellular component: external side of plasma membrane. The record is from RefSeq and is a predicted model, not a curated record. Gene Ontology annotation, molecular function: cytokine binding; tumor necrosis factor receptor activity. NCBI's taxonomy places the organism in Eukaryota, Metazoa, Chordata, Actinopteri, Cypriniformes, Cyprinidae.
CUUGACUGUAGCGCAGUGGAAACACAGGGAGAGCAGCAGUCGAGGCGUGGGUGAGUGAACAUCAUGGGAUAUGCCCUCAGCGAAUGAACUACAGCAGUCCGGAGCUUCAUCCCAGAGCGCGCAGACUUCUGCUGCUGAACCUCACUGGACAAUACAACAGCACUGAGGCUGAGAAUACACGGUCCUGAUUUAAAGUUUAGAAUAAUGAGAGUGGAUUUUUCUGCUAGUUGGAUAUUUCAAGGAUGGAUCACACACUUGGUUCUGGUUCUGUGCACGCAGGCAGGACUGGCCGUAAGCUGUCAACAAAAUGAAUAUGAGCACAAUGGGGGAUGCUGCGGAAAAUGUGAACCAGGGAAAUACGUUUUCGCCCAUUGCGACAGCAGCUCGAGCACAAAGUGCCGUGUUUGUGGCCUUGAAGAAUACCAGCCGCACUGGAACAGUGACACUAAAUGUAUUCCUCAGAAGUUCUGCGAUGAGGGUAAAGGAUUUAACCGCACUCGUUUACACAACCCUACAGCGGAUGAACCUUGCCAGUGCAAGCAGGGUUUCCACUGCUCUCUGAUCAACUGCGAAUACUGUGAGGCCAUUCAAAAAUGUCCUGCAGGAGAAGGAAUCGUAAUGGGGGAGACGGGCAGAGCUUCCUGUGUACCUUGUCAAUAUGGAUAUUUCUCAGAUUCAAUAUCAGUAGAAGCCUGCAAGAAAUGGACAGAUUGUAAAGCUAUCGGCAAGACCGAGAAACAGCCAGGAAGCUCUAAGACAGAUGUGGUGUGUGGAGUCCAUUCUCCUGGCAUGACACCCUGGGUGCUGGUGGCCAUCCUCUCGGUCAUCAUUGUGGUGUCCCUGGUUGUUCUCUUCUUGUUUUGCUGCAAGGAUAAGCUGAACUUCAUCUCAGUAAAUCUACGCACUUGCGUCCAAAACCUGAAAGGAAGUAGGAACCAACAGGAAACUGGGACUUCAUACCACGGUGGCAACGGUCCACAAACCCUCCCUCUGAUUUGCCAAGAACUAACCCCCCCAGAGCCCCUGAUCACACAUCCCAGCACCCAAUUAACCAUUCUUGAUGAAACCUCGACUUCCACGGACCGGGAACAGGACCAGGACCAGGACCAAGCCGAAACCUCAUCAGGCAGCUCCAGCGAGGACUCCGGAGUUGGGUCUGUGUCUCCUCUGUCAGGCAGCUCCUGCAGCUGUGCGCUUCCCUUGAAGGAGCCCAUGGAGGUCGGAGAGAACGAGGACUGCAGUCAGCUGGUGGCCACUGGUUUGGCGACAUGCUGCUCCUGCAGGACAGGAGACGCCAUUGGAGAAAACAUGCAGACCGUCGACCUGAAAGAACCUCUGCUGUGUGAGAGCUGCUCGUCAGACGUCCUUCCAGCCUGCGAUUACGUGGGUCUGCAGCGCUCCCAGGAACUCUGUCUGGACUAUAGCAGCCCUGCUGGCAAAGAAGCCAUGUCAGAGAUGAGAGGCAUCUAUGGGGAGCGAGGUCCGGUUGAAGGGCUGUAUAGACAGAACGAACCUUGUUGCUGCAGCAUAGACUCCACCACCGUCCCACCUCUGUCAUCGGUCAGCUCUAAUGAACAGGGUCUUUCACUGAUCCACAGCGGUGAUCACAAACUGUCCGACCCCGAUGCAGACUUCCAGAACCAGUGCUCAGAAUCCGCUCUCACAUCUGGUCAGGUGACAGGAAACAACAACACUACUUUUAUCUCCAGCGGGCAGGUGAUGAACUUCAGCGGUGAGGUCAUCGUGGUGUACGUCAGUCAAACGUCCCUGGGGAGCAGCGAAGGAGCAGACGAACCCUUCAGCUGCCCGGUUCAGGAACAAUCCAACGAUGACAGUUUUCAAAGUGAGCCCAAAUCUAACAUAACCACAACACGGCAGGCCAAGAGCAGGAACGGACACCUGGAGAAACACCUGCCCGUGCAGGAAAUGACCAACGACUGCUCCUGGCAGAAAUAAAGAGCUGCAAACAUUUCCUACUA